CUGGCUCGACGCCAUAUCAAAUUGACGACUCAUCUUCAUCGCUUCUUUAUGACGUUACCGCUUGUCGACACACAUUGCCACUUGCACGACGAGCGUCUGUGGUCCAGUGACUCUCCAUCAAGCCGUCGCGCGUUUGAAGACGUGGUUCAUAGAGCUCGCAAUGCUAAUAUUACUCAUGUCGUGUCCUGCGCCACUCACGAACGAGAUUGGCGUGUCUUGGAGCUGUUGAUGGAGCAGCAGAAAGAUGACAAGGCGGUAGCUAUCGUACCAUCUUUCGGUAUUCACCCCUGGUGGGCUCAGGAUCUGUGGCCGGCGACAUCGGACAGCUUAGAUCCACUUCGGAAUGUAUUGACGCGCUAUCCAGCUUCGAGUGUGGGAGAAAUUGGCUUGUGCAAAAGUGUCCGGGGUCGACAAGUGCCACUGGACGUGCAGAUGACUGCGUUUCGAGUGCAACUGGAGUUGGCGGCAGAGUUAAAAAGAACCAGCGUUCUGCACUGCGUGGGGUACCACGGCAAGUUGUUGGAGGUUUUGCAAGAUGUUGCAAAGGGUGGGAAGUUGCCUCCGAUACUUGUGCUACACUCGUAUAGUGGUCCUCCAGAUAUGAUACGGUCGUUCUUACGGCUACGCGACACGAGAGUUUUCUUCUCGUUGAACGCCAAGCAGUUGACAGACCCGCAAAUGAAGAAAGCAGCGGCAUGUUGUAAGGAAAUGCCGUUAGAGUCACUACUGCUUGAAACAGACGCACCAGAUCAAGCUCCUUCCGCUGAACAAGCCGAAAAGGUUUUCAAUCGUGAGGCUCUGGACGCUAAAGGCUUGCCUUUGUUGCUCCAGCAGAGCUCAACUGACGUCAAUGAGCCUGUAAUGGUGAAGCUAGCACUACAAAGUGCAGCGGAGAUUCGAGGUGUUGGCUUAAACGAUCUAGCUGCGGCAGUAUAUCAAAACUGUAAAACUGCUUUUGGGAUCGACGACUCAAUAUUAAACUGA
This is a messenger RNA of Phytophthora infestans T30-4, 984 nucleotides long. RefSeq lists its product as uncharacterized. The transcript has 2 exons. Lineage: Eukaryota; Oomycota; Peronosporomycetes; Peronosporales; Peronosporaceae. Gene Ontology annotation, molecular function: hydrolase activity, acting on ester bonds. The record is from RefSeq and is a predicted model, not a curated record. Bases 49 to 984 code for a protein of 311 amino acids.